Messenger RNA from Zingiber officinale, 945 nucleotides. RefSeq names its product phosphatidylinositol-glycan biosynthesis class F protein-like. The coding region runs from base 177 to 824 and encodes 215 amino acids. Gene Ontology annotation, biological process: GPI anchor biosynthetic process. Lineage: Eukaryota; Viridiplantae; Streptophyta; Magnoliopsida; Zingiberales; Zingiberaceae. The record is from RefSeq and is a predicted model, not a curated record. The transcript has 8 exons. Gene Ontology annotation, cellular component: endoplasmic reticulum membrane.
AAUAAAUAAAUUUUAACAAUUCAGGAAGAGUUCGCCACUGCUCCUCGUUCGCUUGUCAAUUGCCGAAACCCCUCCUUACCCUUCGCAACGGAGGGCCGCCGCCAAACGUGGUUGCUUGAAGAUCCGUGGAAUUGACAAGGAGAAGGAGAGAGAGAUCUUGACAAAGGAGAUUCGGAAUGGACAAUGGCGAGAUCGCGGUCUCGAAGGCCUUGGCCCUGCAUCUUCUCUGCACCCUCGGGUUGGCCGCUGGCUUUUUCGCUGCUGGAAUCGCCUACAAUCUCAGCCUUGUCACCGAUCCGGCCCAAACCCUAAGUUUUCUUCUCGUGUUUGAAACCCCUAUUGUAGUAGCAAGUUAUAGUUUUGUUCGACGAGAUCACGACCGCCCGUAUUGGGAGGCUGUUUCGAUGGCAUUGUUUGGACUACCUGUCGGAGCUUUAUUAAAUGCACUUGGAGCAAUUGUUCUCGGCGCACCUGUUGGCCCUAAGUAUUGGAUAAGCACCAUCUACUGGUCAUGUCUCAUGUCAUUGUUUACUUUUGUACCUGCAGUCUGUGUUUUUGGAUGGUCAAGGAUGGACUGGCAGCGCAUUAUAGCUAAUUCCAAACCAAAGCAAGCAACUGAUUGCCUGGUUUCUUUACCAGCUCAAGGAGCUAUUGUUGGUGCAUGGCUUGGAGCUUGGCCUAUGCCACUUGACUGGGAAAUGCCAUGGCAGGAAUGGCCAAUCUGCGUUACAUAUGGAGCAAUUGCUGGCUACAUAGUUGGUAUGAUACUGUCCACAGUGUUUGUCCAUGUAAUGAAAAAUCAUCCACAUGUCAAGGAUGACUAAUGAUGAUCAUAUGUAAAUUUUGUUGGGAGUUUGUGUUAGUUUCCCAGUUCUCGGAUCUUGACUAUGCAACUAUAGCAUCAUUAAUAUUCUACACAAAUCAUUCCAGUUUUUAUUUUGUUAA